This is a messenger RNA of Mytilus californianus (California mussel), 1850 nucleotides long. Its product is annotated as iron-sulfur protein NUBPL-like. Gene Ontology annotation, cellular component: mitochondrion. Gene Ontology annotation, molecular function: ATP binding; ATP-dependent FeS chaperone activity; 4 iron, 4 sulfur cluster binding. Gene Ontology annotation, biological process: iron-sulfur cluster assembly; mitochondrial respiratory chain complex I assembly. The transcript has 10 exons. Lineage: Eukaryota; Metazoa; Mollusca; Bivalvia; Mytilida; Mytilidae. The record is from RefSeq and is a predicted model, not a curated record. Bases 28 to 972 code for a protein of 314 amino acids.
UCGCCUAACAUAAAAAAAAUCUCAAAAAUGGACAUGAAACUUUUGCAAAGAUUAAUCAGUAAACAUAUUGUUAAACGAAUGAACAGAAUGUAUUCCUCUCACGAAAAUCCGUUUGGUAUAAAACCUCAGUCUAGUGGUGUGCAGAAUGAAAGGAUGACUAGAGGUCUUCCUAAAAAACUACCCAUAGCAGGAGUAGAUAAGGUUAUUGUGGUAGCUUCUGGAAAAGGAGGAGUUGGAAAAUCUACCACUGCUGUAAACUUAGCUUUAGGAAUAUCUGCAAAUGAUCCUACAAAACAAGUUGGUUUGUUGGAUGCUGAUGUCUAUGGUCCAUCUAUACCAACAAUGAUGAAUUUACACGGAGAGCCUUUACUUAACAACCAAAAUAUGAUGGUGCCAUUAAUCAAUUUUGGAAUAAAAUGCAUGUCAAUAGGUUUUCUGGUAGAGGAAAAGUCGGCCAUAGUAUGGAGAGGACCUAUGGUUAUGUCAGCAAUACAGAAACUUAUCAGGCAAGUAGUUUGGGGUCCACUGGAUUACUUAGUUGUCGAUAUGCCACCUGGAACAGGAGAUACACAGCUCUCAUUGUCACAAAAUAUACCUAUUGAUGGUGCUGUUAUUGUGUCAACACCACAAGACAUAGCUUUGCUGGAUGCAAGACGAGGAACUGAAAUGUUUGAGAAAGUAAAUGUUCCUGUCCUGGGUCUUAUCCAGAAUAUGAAUGUGUAUGUCUGUCCUAAUUGUGGUCACACAGAACACAUAUUUGGUAAAGAUGGCACAAAAAAGUUAGCGGAAGAACUCAGUUUGGAUAUUUUAGGAGAUGUACCACUAGACAUACAGAUAAGAGAAGGAAGUGAUUCUGGCCAGCCUGUUGUUGUUUCAUCACCAGAUAGUUUACAGGCUCAAGUAUAUGUAAAUAUAGCAAAGAAAGUUACAGAAAAAAUCCAUGCCAAAACAUCAACAUUACCCAAAGGAUGAUUGUGGUUAUAAGUUGUAUUUUUUCUCAAUAGAUGUGUGAUGUGAACAUCAUCAGUACCUUAACUAUGGUGCAUAUAUAUCUGAUUGCUAAUGACACAAAAUGUCUGUAUCAACUGAAGGCAAUUUUGAACAGUUAUUCCUUGAUUAUCAUCUAGCACCACAUUAGCAGAAAAAGAAAGAUGAGUUGGGGUUGUAUUGAAUUUCUUGCUAGUAUCAUUCAAAACUUCUCUCAUCAAGAAAUGUGCUCUUGUAGACCUUUUUCUUAUUAUAUAAAAUGAUGUCUGUAAAAGGAUCUAUUGCCUUGAGAAAUUUAUAUUGUUACAACAUGUCAACAAUAUCAGCAUGUCAUAUAAAAAAAAGAGGGGACAAUUUUGCUUGAAACUAUUUCUGAGGGUCUGGAUUUCUUUUUUAAUUUUUUUUUUUGGGGGGGUAGGGGGUCCUUCAUUUCUGAAUUCUUUUAAUUUUGUGUCAUAUUCCAUUUUUUGGCCAAUUUUUCUGUACUUUUUGUCUUUUAUUCUAUAUUUUAUAAACCCUAUCCAGACCCUGUCUACAUUAAUUUUUUUUACAAUCUGCAUACAGUGGGUAAAGAGAAAAACCGAUGAUGCUGGAAUGAUAGAAAAGGGACUCUUCUUAUGAUAAAGGUGACAAAAUCAAUAUAUGCUUGUACCUGUACUAAUUAAAAGUUAUUUCUAAACCAUACAAAUUUAAGUUAUCUGUUGAACUAUGUUAUUGGUAAUAUACAUGCAAAAAACAAGAUGUCUUAUUUUCCGUUUUUAUUUAGUUAAUUUCAUUAGAAGCUUGUUACACUGAAAUUUAAAAAAUGUAAAUCUUUUCUUGAUAUUAAUUAAUAAAUCUAAGGCUGUCUCCAGUCAUCAAUU